Messenger RNA from Knipowitschia caucasica, 453 nucleotides. The record is from the annotation of a GenBank genome assembly. NCBI's taxonomy places the organism in Eukaryota, Metazoa, Chordata, Actinopteri, Gobiiformes, Gobiidae.
AUGGUCACCAGAGUUCAAAUGUUUUCCAACGAGAGUGAAUUCAAAAAUAUGGAGACUAUGGUCAAACUGCUUGGACUGCCAAACUCCUGUGAUCUGGACAAAGGUCUUAGAACAAGAGAGUUCUUCAAACGUGUUGGAGGUGGAUGGGCGCUGAAGACUCUCGAGGAGUUCGAAGACUUUCCCAAUUUUCGUUCGGCUUUGACACAUCUAUACUUUGAAAGAUGUCCUUCAGAGACCGAACUAGUCCCGCAUGAUGCCAUUUUUUUACAGUACUACAUGAAGAACCCUAAAGAGCUGACUGAAUGCUUGGACCUGGCCGAGAGCAUGCUCUAUCUUGAAGAAUCUGACAGAAUCACUGCUGCUGAAAUUAUGGAACAUGACUUUAUCAUGAUUCUGAUGUCCAAAGAGAAGGCUCGUAAAACCUUUGCUGUGAUCCAACAGAAGGACAGGUGA